Molecule: messenger RNA, 2504 nt
Organism: Agrilus planipennis (emerald ash borer)
Lineage: Eukaryota; Metazoa; Arthropoda; Insecta; Coleoptera; Buprestidae
Product: zinc finger protein 771-like
Exons: 2
Coding region: 589-2043 (484 amino acids)
Cellular component (GO): nucleus
Source: RefSeq, a predicted model, not a curated record
UUAUUACAAGAAUAUUCUAAGUCUUUCUUUGUUAAAAUAGAAAAUGGUUUUAUUUUUCUGUUAUUUCGUGUGCGUCGUAUGGUGUGUGUGUGUGUGUAUUUGUAAAGCGACGAAUAGAGCGAACGGAUUACAUACGUCUCUGUAGGUUGACGAGGUCGGCGAUCAUUGUGAAGCAACGAUAGUUACUCCACGUGGAGGCGAAUGACUACGACCGCGCACUCGUGGCCUUUCCAAGCGACGGCCUCUUAUGCUUGCGCCGCCGCUUGAUUGAAAAGCCACAAUGCGUCGCCUCACUGCAACGUUACCCGUGUCUCCUUUAUUGAACAAGAUUACUUAUUUUUACUGUCUAUAUAUACGUGGAGGUAACCGUCAAAAUGGCAAAAUUUUGUUUUUCGUUCAUGUGUUGUAGUCUUUGCUGAGAUACUACGUUAUUAAGUGUUGGACAAAAAUCAACGUAUAUUUUCAUAUAUAGUUUAAAACUGUAGUUAUUCAUAGUUCUACUUGACCUUCACAAUUAUUAAUUUGAGUUAGUUGGUUUUCUGGUAUCCGGAAAUCAAAUAACUUUGGCUACAGUCAGCACGUCAAGAAAUGGUCGGUUAUUUCAACGAAGCAACUAUGCCCGCAGCACAAGUUCAGUCUCCGGAAGAGACAUACUUGCCGAUCAAACGUGUAGUAUGUAGUCCCGAUUUGCCUAUACCGGGAUUUUUAGCUUCUCCAGAUCACGAAAAUGUUCAGUGUCAAAUUUGCGAUAAAGUGUUCAGUUCUAAAGUUGCGCUGCAAACACAUCAACGCACGCACUCUAAAGAAACCGAAGACCCGUACCGUUGCAACAUGUGUUCCAAAACAUUCGCAGUUCCUGCUAGACUUACUCGACAUUAUAGAACACAUACUGGCGAAAAACCCUUUAAAUGCGAGUUUUGCAAUAAGAGUUUCAGCGUAAAAGAGAAUCUCAGCGUCCAUCGGCGAAUCCAUACCAAAGAACGUCCUUACAAGUGCGAUGUGUGCUCACGGGCGUUUGAACAUUCUGGUAAGCUGCAUCGCCAUAUGCGCAUUCAUACGGGUGAGCGUCCACACAAAUGUACCAUUUGCUCGAAGACGUUCAUUCAAUCAGGACAAUUAGUUAUACAUAUGCGAACACACACGGGAGAAAAACCGUAUGUCUGUACUGUCUGCCAAAAAGGGUUUACUUGCAGUAAGCAAUUGAAAGUGCACUCUCGCACUCAUACAGGCGAAAAACCGUACUCGUGCGAAAUCUGCGGAAAAUCGUUUGGAUACAACCAUGUUUUGAAAUUACAUCAAGUAGCGCAUUACGGAGAAAAAGUUUACAAGUGCACUAUUUGUAACGAAACAUUUAACUCGAAGAAGUGUAUGGAAGCACACAUAAAAAGUCAUUCAGAAAGUGCUCCGUCCGCAUCUCCGACGUCCAGCAUUCCUAGCGAGUCUUCGUGCUCGUCACUUAGCGAUAAAGAAAACAAAGAUAUUCCUCUAGAGUUAGUUACUUCUCAUCGAGAACAAAGCGUAGUAUAUGAUCCCGAUAUUCGUUACUAUUUUUAUCCAAAGGAGAAAGGUCGACUGUCCCCAGUGUCGUUAUCCUACGUACAUCCAUCGGUGAUUUAUCCAUCUGGUGUUGAGUUGUUGGCGGUAGCAGCUACAGAACGUAUUCACAGCGAGCAAAUGCUUCGACGAGCAUCUCCUAAUACCGUGCUAAACUUGAUUUCCGAGGAAUCUUCCGAUGUAUUAGCCGCUUUGAGACAUCCCGUCUAUUUUCCUAAUAAUAUGCAACAUAAUACAUUCUUAAAUGCUGGAGACGAUAUUCGUAGGCGUGUGGAGGCAGCGCUUGCCGUUACCGAAAUCCCAUCUGAAGAAGAAUCAAUUUCAGCGACUAGUUCAGAACCUGUAUCGCCCGCACCAUCCGUGUCUCCCGAUAGGGAAUUAAGUUUACCACCUCGAAAACGAUCUAAAAUGAUCUUAAAAUCGAUGGAAACUAUUAAUUCAUCCCCAGUGCGAUUAAGUUCUGUUAUUCAGUACGCAAGAGCAUCAUAACACCUUUAUUUGGGUUUAGCUUAAAAACGCAUAAUCGACUAUACUAUAAUUGUAUUUGUACUAUUACUGUAUUAAGAAACUCAUUCAGUGACUUGCUAUGAUCGCUAGUAUUCGUUUUAGCAUUAAUUGUCAAAUACAGAAUCAACCUUUGGUUUUGUGUGAUAAACAUUAUGAAAAUCAAACACGUGUACCUCACUACAGUGCCUAGGGUGAAAUCCUUCGCAAUACUCGAAUGCACUGAACUGCCAGGUGGUGCCAUGUAUAGCACCUGUUGUACUUUUAGGUUACAAAUAGAACACUUAAUUGGUUUGUUUGUGAUGUGUUUUUAGGAAACUGUUUAAACCUCUUGUUUUUUAGGACUAUAUUAAAAAGUCUGAUCCCACUAUUGUAAGUGGCAUAUACAUUUGGUUUAAGUAACGUAUACAAUAAGCUAAGUGUAUGGUACAAAAUAAAAGAAUUUA